CGCUGCGCUCAGAGAGAGAAGACCACCCGAACGGAGCCCACCACCACCACCACCAGGACCACCACCACCACCAGUAGCUCCACCACUGCGGGCAGGUCAACAGAACAUAAGGCUGCCAGAACAUAAAUGUUUCCAAUCGUAUGGUUGUAACGACUGGUGGACGCUGAAGGAUUCCGUAGGACUAGGCUACAGUGCAAAAAUGGACAAGGACUUUGGACAAAUUUGGGCUACUUUGAGAGUCUUCAGCUGUGGUCUUCUACUGCUUAGUCUCCAAACAUGCUUUGGUCAGAAGGACUGCACAGGAGUUGACUGUCCAGUUCUGGACAACUGCAUCAAGGAGGUUCUGGAGAAGGGCGCCUGCUGUGCGACUUGUUUGCAGCGUGGCUGUUCUUGUGAAGGAUAUCAGUAUUACGACUGCGUCAGUGCGGGAUUCAAGGAAGGGAAGGUACCUGAAGGACAGUCGUACCUCGUGGACUUUGGCAGCACUGAAUGCUCUUGUCCAGAAGGUGGAGGGAAGAUCGGAUGUGACUUCAUUCUGUGCCCGGAAAUCCCGGCAAACUGCAUCGACUUUUCGGAAUCUAGCGAACGUUGCCCUCAUUGCCUGCGGAUCGGUUGCAUCCACAGGAACCAGCGUUACGAAGCUGGCCAUUCCUUCCACAUGGAUCCCUGUCAGGUGUGCCAUUGCCCAAAUGAUGGCGGUGACCUGAUGUGCUCCCCUAUUCCCAACUGCGACCCUGAAGAGGACAAGAAACCCUUGAAGCCAACAGCAGAAUCGGAAGAGGAAGCACAAAACUGGCACAAUGAAGAGCACAAGAACGAACUUCCUGAUUACGUUCCAUCCAAGGACCUUCACAAAUUCCCCAGCAAUUCGUUACCCCACUACACUGAGAACUCGUCAGAGUUCGACGAGACUGAAGACUACGACUAUUCCCCAGAAACUGCGCCAACUUCAAGUCCAGGAGUUCCUGUAGGUGCCGCGUUGCCAGCGUUCAUUCCCGAAUCUCAACCUUCUUCCAAUUAUGAUGAUGGUCUUCGAACAGACCCAAGAAAAGAGCUUCGAGAAAGGGUGGGUACGUAUGAGGCAACUGAAGCUACCAAAGAAAGCCCAGCUUCUCCUUUGCCAAAAGUUCCCACCACUACAACUCAAGAACUUCGAGAAACCCAGACGUCAACCUCCAAGAGAGGCUUAGUUCCAGAAACUUCUAGUCAACAGACCACACAACGCACUCAAACAGAGCAACAGAAAGUUCCCUCAAGGACUACCACCCAUACUGCCAUGGUGGAAGAAAAUACCCGCAACAGCAUUCAACAUACUCAGCAUCAUACCCACAGGGAGGAGGGCCACGGCAACCACCACCGAGGCAGCGGGAGACACGUGAAACACACUGAUAGUCACCUUGCAAGCUCAGAACACAACGCCAACACCAGCCCUAAAACACAGUCCAUCCCUACCACGUCUCCAGCUACGACUGGGAAGGAACGAGCAACCCAAAGAACUCCUCAGGCAAGGGGCCGGGAGGAGAAGGAUGGGGACAGGAAAGAUCUUUUUGCGGAAUCAGAGGACCAGGGAGUUUCUUCUAGUCAGAUGCUGGAUGUGUGUUGUGGAGCUGGGGAGAAAUGGGCCUCGGAUCACGGCCACUGUUCAAACAUGGACCCUGUGAGGAUGAACCCGGUCUCUGUCUGCUGGUCUGUUCAGAGUCAGUGUUGUCGGGGGUCUCUGAGAGACAGGCAGUGUGGGGCGGGCGUGAGGACAGCGCGAGAGGGCCGGACCUGUGGAGCUGCUGGUGAUGAUGAUGAUGAUGUCUGUGGGUCAGAUGUCUAUAAGGAGUGCUGCAGUUGCUGUGCGCUGGGUUUACGGCUGCUGAGGGACGGGACACCCUGUGAAGCCCCUCGGGGUUUGGGUCAGCCCUGCAGCCACGCCCUCCUCACCUGCUGCCAGGGUUCGGAUACCUCUAACAGGAGCAUGAUCAGAGAGAGAGCCCAGCCCCACCCCACCAGCCCACCGAGGAAAGUUUCAGACAGUCCGGACAGGCAGGCCAUGUCUCUGGACGAGGGGACGGAGGUGGAGAACGCAGUGGACGGGAUCGAGGGGCUGCAGGACGUGGACGAGUGUGAGGUGUAUGAAGGUCAGCUGUGUCAGCAGGAGUGCAUCAAUACACCAGGAUCCUACACCUGCACCUGCUUCCCCGGAUACACACUGCACACAGACGGCAUCCACUGCCUGAAAGUGACUACAGAUGAAGAAAACAGCCUAAAAGAACAUGCUUUGCCCACCGCCCCCCCGAACCCUGAGAGGAUGCCCACGACUCCGCCCCCCGCCCUGCUGGACCCGUGUGAAGGAAACGGCCCGUGUGCACAGAUCUGCUCCCCUGCGGCCGGGCGACCUCUCUGCUCCUGUUUCCCAGGAUUCUCUCUGCUGCCUGAUGGACAUUCAUGUGAAGAUGUGGAUGAGUGUGCUCUGUCGUUACACUCGUGUGAGGAGAGUGAGAGGUGUGUGAACACGGUGGGUCAGUUCUCGUGUGAGAGGCUGAUAGUGUGUCCUGCAGGAUAUCAGCGGAGGGGGGGUGUGUGUGAGGAUAUUAAUGAGUGCACUGUGGGAGCUCAUAACUGUGGGUUGGGCUUCGAGUGCAUCAACAGCGCCGGAUCGUUCAUCUGCAGACCCAGACUCAGGUGUGAUGCAGGAUUCACCUUUUCACGAGGACAGUGUGUGGAUAUUGACGAGUGUCGGACGGUGACCCAGCCGUGCAGUCCGGGCUUUAACUGCGUGAACACCAUCGGCUCGUACACCUGCCAGCGCAAGAUCAUCAUGUGCGGCCGAGGCUACCACGCUAGCCCUGAUGGAAGCAGGUGUAUAGAUGUGGACGAGUGUCAGACAGGCGUCCAUCGCUGUGGAGAAGGACAACUGUGCCACAAUCUGCCCGGGACUUACCGAUGCGACUGCCGCUCUGGUUACCAGUAUGAUACAUUCAGGAAGAUGUGUGUCGACGUGAACGAGUGCUGGCGCUACCCCGGCCGGCUCUGUGCCCAGACGUGCGAGAACACUCCGGGCUCUUAUCACUGCUCCUGCACCUCGGGCUUCACCUUAUCCAGCGAUGGCAAGAACUGUGAAGAUGUGAACGAGUGCCUGAAUAAACCCUGCAGUCAGGAGUGCGCUAACGUCUACGGCUCGUUCCAGUGCUACUGUAAACAGGGGUAUUACCUCAGAGAGGACGGACUCACCUGCGACGAUGUGGACGAGUGUUCUCAGAGUAUCGGUCACCUCUGUGCCUUUAAGUGUGUGAACGUCCCCGGCAGCUACAAGUGUGCCUGUCCUGAACACGGGUACUCCAUGUCCCCUAACGGACGCUCCUGCAGGGAUAUAGACGAGUGUGGGCUCGGAGCUCAUAACUGCACUGCAGAGGAAACCUGCUACAACAUCUACGGAGGAUUCCGCUGCCUGUCCUUCCAGUGCCCAUCCAACUUCCGCAGAGUCUCCGACACACGUUGCGAGCGCAUCAGCUGCUCCAACUUCGGGGAGUGUCAGAACACGCCCGUGAGGAUCACCUACUACCAGCUGAGCUUCCAGACCAACAUCAUCAUCCCCGCCCAGAUCUUCCGCAUAGGCCCCUCCCCCGCCUACACCGGAGACAACAUCAUCCUCAGCAUCACCAGAGGGAACGAGGACGGCUUCUUCAGCACCAGAAAACUCAACGCCUACACCGGCGCCAUCUACCUGCACCACCAGGUACAGCACCCCCGGGACUUCCUCAUCGACGUGGAGAUGAAGCUGUGGAGGCAGGGCACCUUCACCACCUUCAUCGCCAGGAUCUACGUCUUCAUCACGGCCAACGUCCUCUAGCCUCUUCUGAUCUCACAGCCAGCUUAAGCUCUUCAACCACUGCGUAAAACCAGACAACAUGCUCACGUGGGGCUUCACACACAGUGCCUUGCAAAACUAUUCGGCCCCCUUGAACUUUUCAAACUUUUGCCACCUUUUAGGCUUCAAACAUAAAGAAAUUAAAUUGUAAUUUUUUUGUGAAGAAUCAACAACAAUUGAGACAACAAUCGUGAAAUUU
Molecule: messenger RNA, 4055 nt
Organism: Astyanax mexicanus (Mexican tetra)
Lineage: Eukaryota; Metazoa; Chordata; Actinopteri; Characiformes; Acestrorhamphidae
Product: fibulin-2
Exons: 17
Coding region: 200-3838 (1212 amino acids)
Cellular component (GO): extracellular region
Molecular function (GO): calcium ion binding
Source: RefSeq, a predicted model, not a curated record